This is a messenger RNA of Rangifer tarandus platyrhynchus (Svalbard reindeer), 858 nucleotides long. Lineage: Eukaryota; Metazoa; Chordata; Mammalia; Artiodactyla; Cervidae. The record is from the annotation of a GenBank genome assembly.
AUGGCUGCUGUCUCCGACCCCGUGGGGCUGGGUGCGCCGUGGGGACCGGCGCGCCCCGAGCCCCCUCCCACCCGCUUCCACCCAGUGCACGGUGCCAACAUCCGCGUGGACCUCUCCGGGACGCGGGCCACACGCGUGGAGAGCUUCGCCCACGGCGUGUGCUUCAGUCGCGAGCCGCUGGCUCCCGGCCAGGUGUUCCUGGUUGAGAUCGAGGAGAAAGAGCUGGGCUGGUGCGGGCACCUGCGCCUCGGCCUGACCGCGCUGGACCCCGCCAGUCUGGCCGCCGUGCCCGAGUUUUCGCUACCCGACCUGGUCAGCCUCGGGCACACCUGGGUCUUCGCCAUCACGCGCCAUCACAACCGCGUGCCCCGGGAGGGCCGCCCGGAGGCAGAGGCCCUGGCCCCCAGUCGUCCCCCAGCCCUCCUCGUGGAACCGUAUCUCUGCAUCGAGCAGUUUCGCAUUCCCCGCGACCGUCUGGUCGGCCGCAGCCGGCCGGGUUUGUACAGCCACCUCUUGGAUCAGCUCUAUGAGCUGAAUGUGCUGCCUCCGACCGCGCGCCGCAGCCGCCUGGGCGUUCUCUUCUGCCCGCUCCCGGACGGCACGGCUGACAUGCAUAUCGUCAUCAACGGCGAGGACAUGGGCCCCAGCGCCCGGGGGCUGCCAGCCGCCCAGCCCCUCUACGCGGUGGUGGACGUCUUCGCCUCCACCAAGAGCGUGCGCUUGGUCCAGCUGGAGUAUGGCUUGCCGUCCCUGCAGACCCUGUGCCGCCUGGUGAUCCAGAGGAGCGUGGUGCACCGGUUGGCCAUUGAUGGGCUCCAUCUGCCCAAAGGACUUAAGGAUUUCUGCAAGUAUGAGUGA